GUGUGGAGCUAUAAAGACGAACCUCCAGCUUUCAGAUCGCACCAGAGGAUCUCCAGAUGGCUUCUGUCACAGUCAGCGCUCAUCAGAACGGCCCGAUGCCGAGACAGUCCGCCUUCACCAUCGACAGCAUCCUGGGACUCGACAGACCGGAUCAGAGAACCGUCCUGUCAGCACCUUACCGACCGUGGACAGACAUGAAGCCAGCAUGUCAAAACCGUCGUGUGGUCGCAGACAGUGAUGCUUCAGUGGAUCUGAGGGUGAAUGAAGACAGUAAAUCUUACAGUAAAUCACCAGCAGACUCUUAUAGGAGAACACUGAACUGGUACAUCGGGCGCAGGCCGCGGACGGCUUUCUCCAGUGUUCAGAUCAAGAUAUUAGAAAGUGUGUUUCAAGUGAACUCAUACCCGGGCAUCGAUAUACGUGAAGAACUUGCUAAAAAACUACAUCUGGAUGAGGACAGAAUUCAGAUUUGGUUCCAGAACAGAAGAGCCAAGCUGAAGCGUUCACACAGAGAAUCUCAGUUUCUAAUGGUGAAAAACGUCCUCAGUGAUUUACAGACCAGCAGAGAAGAACGCUGAUUGUUGCAGAUCCAUAUUUGUUCAUAUUAAUUAUUAAUUCUGUCGCUCUGCCUCGCUUUGUGAUGUUGUAA
Messenger RNA from Labeo rohita (rohu), 649 nucleotides. RefSeq names its product HESX homeobox 1 (gene hesx1). Gene Ontology annotation, cellular component: nucleus. Gene Ontology annotation, biological process: forebrain development; pituitary gland development; regulation of transcription by RNA polymerase II. Gene Ontology annotation, molecular function: DNA-binding transcription repressor activity, RNA polymerase II-specific; RNA polymerase II cis-regulatory region sequence-specific DNA binding. The transcript has 4 exons. NCBI's taxonomy places the organism in Eukaryota, Metazoa, Chordata, Actinopteri, Cypriniformes, Cyprinidae. Bases 57 to 578 code for a protein of 173 amino acids. The record is from RefSeq and is a predicted model, not a curated record.